AUGCUGGCCACCUUGUACAAGUCAUUUUGGAAGACUGAAUACUGGCUCCCUCCCGGGUACACUUGGGCUGAUUUGGAAGAUUCAGAUGGCAUCACAUACCCUCAUCCCAAAGACCUGCUGGCAGCCAUUCCCCUGACAUUUGUCUUACUAGUCGUUAGAUAUGGCACUGAGAGGAUCAUAGGGCUGCCCUUAAGUAGAGCGCUGGGUGUACGUGAUCCCGUCAGGAUCAAGGCUACUCCCAACCGCAUCCUGGAGUCAUUUUUCUGGACCCAGAGUAAGAAUCCCAAAAAGGAUGAGCUGAGUCACCUGGCCAGCCAGUGCAGCCUCUCUGUGAGGCAAGCCGAGCGCUGGUUUCGACACCGGAGAAACCAAGAGCGACCAUUACUGAGCAAGAAAUUCUCUGAAUCCUGUUCAAGAUUUUUAUUUUACUCCUGUUCUUCUUUUGGAGGCUUGCUCAUCUUCUACAAUGCAUCUUGGUUUGGCCAACCAGAGACAUUGUGGAAGGGAUACCCUAAGCAGCCUCUGCAGCCUGCCAUAUACUGGUGGUAUAUCUUGGAGCUCAGCUUCUACCUCUCUUUGCUGCUCACUCUGAACCACGAUGUGAAGAGGAAGGACUUCUAUGGGUAUAUCAUCCACCAUUUUAUGGCUGUCAGUUUGAUCUCCUACUCUUAUUCUGCGAACUUCAUAUACAUUGGUGUUCUGGUGAUGCUGUUACAUGAUAUGUCAGAUGUCCUUCUGGAGGCUGCUAAGAUGAUAGCUUACGCAAAGUGGAAGCAAGCUCAGAACGUCACGUUCAUCCUCUUUGGCCUGGUGUUCUUUGUUACCAGACUCAUUUUCUUCCCAACCAAAGUCAUCUACAAUUCCUACUGUAUUUUCCAGAACAACAACCAAUUCUUCUUUGGAUAUUAUUUUUGCAAUGCCCUCCUGAUGAUUGCACAGAGUCUUAAUCUCUUCUGGUUUUUCCUCAUCCUCAAAAUGUUCUAUAAGCUUUUAUCACAGGGCCAGGUAAAGGGUGAUGUAAGGAGUGACCUAGAGGAGCCAGACCUGAGUGAUGAGCAGUUGACAGUGAGACAACAAAGCAAUGGAAGACUCCAGUUCAAUGAUGCCACAGAUAUUCGGGCCCGGGGGGUUCGAGGGACUGGCCAGCUCACAGAGGCUGUCCCUGUAGCAUAACCUAGACGAGCUUAGUGAAGAUCCCUGGAUAAAUGGUCUCCUGAGAAGCAGUUUGAAUUCAGGUCCAGGCCACACCCAACACUGCUGCCUUGGUAUGGUACAUUAAACUCCUUUUGUCUUA
Phascolarctos cinereus (koala) is the source of this 1294-nucleotide messenger RNA. RefSeq names its product ceramide synthase 4-like. The record is from RefSeq and is a predicted model, not a curated record. Lineage: Eukaryota; Metazoa; Chordata; Mammalia; Diprotodontia; Phascolarctidae. Gene Ontology annotation, biological process: ceramide biosynthetic process. Gene Ontology annotation, cellular component: membrane. Gene Ontology annotation, molecular function: DNA binding; sphingosine N-acyltransferase activity.